Messenger RNA from Alternaria postmessia, 1185 nucleotides. RefSeq lists its product as uncharacterized. The transcript has a single exon. The record is from RefSeq and is a predicted model, not a curated record. Lineage: Eukaryota; Fungi; Ascomycota; Dothideomycetes; Pleosporales; Pleosporaceae. The coding region runs from base 1 to 1185 and encodes 394 amino acids.
AUGAAGCAGUUCCAGUUUGCAGACCGUGAGUGCAGAGACAUCGCCACGCCUCUUUGCUUCGAAACAGUUACCUUCGAUAUCAGCGAGGCCAGUAUUGGAAACCUGGUCAACGUCGCUUCAACCGAAUACUUAGCCAGGCAUGCACGAACUUUGAUUCUUCAGAGGCGAAGGAGAAUGCGACAGUACUCCGAUCAUGACAACUGGGAGCGAGCUAUCAGCCUGCCAGAUGAUCCCAAUAUCACUCUCUUCCCGUUUAACGACGGUGAUGACGAAGAAGACACGCAUGCCGAUACCAUGUCAUAUCACGACUGGUCACAAUGCACAGACGUCGAAAGGAGAAGCCUCUACGAUCGAUACGAGACGAAUCGCGUGGCAGCAAACGACAAUGUGCAAUCCUUAUCAAGAACAUUGUGUUUUCGUAGGGUGGGCUGCACUUACAGUGAGCAAGUCCAGUCUGUAAUUGGGUCAUCUCCGAUGGGAGAGGAGUGCAUCAUCAGGAGACUGGAUGAGACUUUGGCAAAAUUCACACAAUUCACUUCGUUCAAGCACAGGCCUACAAUUCUUAUAAGAGAUCGCUGGGUUACUCACUGGCAGAGACUACGCUUCGAUCCCUUCGAUCCCUACUCCGGCAGCUACGAAGAAGACUGCCAAGAGGAUGACGAUAUGGAGGCCUUGCACUUGUCAUGUGCACUCGGGGCUAUAGGAUGGGCAAAGCAAUAUCUCACCAAAGUCAACUCCACAGUGUUCCAUGUCGAAGGUCCAGCGUUCUGGGGCCCACGCCGCCUGCGACGCCUCUGGCAGGGUGAAGGACACGGCGAAGUCAGAAGACUACGGCAGCUAUACGAGGAUGCUAUGCAAGCAGAAGAGCACAUGGAACCGAUACCACAGGAUCUGACCAGAGAUGACGAAUACGUCAGACGACUGGUCAUCAUGGAAAACGCUCUGGGAGAGCUCACUCACCUUGAUUGCUCGAUCUGUGAAGAUGAGGAUGACGGAGGCCUUUUCAUGGCAGCAAGAUUUUUCUUCAUGACACAUGGUCUCAAGAUAUUGCCCAAGGAAAAUUCCAUCCUCACAUUGAUGUGGGGACAGUGGAGACCGAGGAUCGAGAGACAUGGUAUCAGUACCGGCGCCGCUUCUCGUAUUUGUGACAUCGGAAUGGGUCAUGUGCACUACAGCCGUCGUUGA